This is a messenger RNA of Sinocyclocheilus anshuiensis, 5242 nucleotides long. RefSeq names its product THO complex subunit 2-like. Gene Ontology annotation, biological process: mRNA processing; mRNA export from nucleus. The transcript is spliced from 39 exons. NCBI's taxonomy places the organism in Eukaryota, Metazoa, Chordata, Actinopteri, Cypriniformes, Cyprinidae. Gene Ontology annotation, molecular function: mRNA binding. The coding region runs from base 46 to 4704 and encodes 1552 amino acids. Gene Ontology annotation, cellular component: THO complex part of transcription export complex. The record is from RefSeq and is a predicted model, not a curated record.
AAGAAACUCCCGCUGCUGCGAGCGAGCGAGUGCGUGAGGAGGAAGAUGGCGGCGCUGAUCCUCCCGUCUGACUGGAUCAAAAACUGGGACAAAUCCGGCAAAAAUGAGUUUUUACAGUUUUUCCAGGACCUUGUGGGGAAACCCUGCAGUCAUGAGUUUAAGGAUCUGCAGACAGCCCUGUAUGAACUCUGCUGGCAUGUUAUCCAGGGCAAUCUGAAGGUGGAUGUGGCUGCCAGUCUCCUGGCUGAUGUAAUGGAGCUGCGGGACGAUAUGCCUUCUAUUUUAGCUGAUGUUUUCUGUAUAUUAGAUAUUGAGACUGGCUGUUUGGAGGAGAAACACAAGCGAGAUCAUUUUACCCAGCUGGUUGGAGCCUGUUUGAUCUGUGUUCCUGAUGGUAUGCUGAAGGAGAGAUUAGAUCCUGAAACGCUGGAGUCUCUGGGACUGAUCAAACAGGCUCAGCAGUUCAACCAGAAGAUUGUCAAAAUCAAGACCAAACUAUUUAUCUGUAUCGGACAUAAAAAGUGGUAUCAAGCCAUCCUUAAUGACAAUACACACAGUGCCAGCAGCACAGCAGUGGAGCAGCAGGGAUGUUUCAAUCUGGACCCAAACCGUGUGCUGGACAUCAUCUUAGAGGUGUAUGAGUGUCGCUCUGAUCAGGAUGAGUUCUUCAUCCCUCUUAUCAAGUCCUACAUGUGCGAGCACCAGACCCUCUGCCACAUGCUGGGCUUCAAGUUCAAGUUCCACCAGGAGCCUAAUGGAGAAACGCCAUCAUCUCUGUACCACAUCGCUGCAGCUCUUCUUCAACACAAUCUCAUCGCUCUUGAAGACCUCUAUGUUCAUCUCCUGCCGCUGGAUUCCAGCAUCGUGGAAGAGCACAAGAGAGCGAUCCUGGAGGCCAAGCAGAUCGCCCGCAAACUCACCAUGGUGCUCGUCCCCUCUGAAAAGACGGAGGACAAGGAGAAAGAAAAGGAGAAGGAAGAGGAAAAGAAUGAGAAGCCUCCUGAUAACCAGAAGCUGGGGCUGCUGGAGGCGCUGCUGAGGAUCGGUGACUGGCAGCAUGCUCAGAGCAUCAUGGAUCAGAUGCCAGCUUUCUACGCCACCUCCCACAAGGACAUCGCCAUCGCACUGUGCCAGCUGCUGCACCUGAUCGUGGAGCCGCUUUACCGCAGGGCUGCAGUCCCCAAAGGUGCCAAAGGCAGAUUGAUGAUGCCUCUGUGGAACAAACAGGCACCGCGGCCGGCCGAAAGCUUUGACGAUCUCUCCAGGGACGUCUUCACCAUGCUGUGCUACUUGGGCCCUCACCUGUCCCACGACCCCAUCCUGUUUGCCAAGAUCGUGCGACUGGGCAAGAGUUUCAUGAAAGAGUACCAAAGUGAAAGCAGGCAAGACACAAAGGACAAAAUGGACUCUCUGCUGAGUUGUUUUCUCAGUAUUGCUGAUCAGGUGCUGUUGCCGUCUCUCUCUCUCAUGGAGUGCAACGCCUGCAUGUCUGAAGAGCUCUGGGGCUUCUUUAAACUCUUCCCCUACCAGCACAGGUAUCGUCUCUAUGGGCAGUGGAAGAAUGAGACGUAUGGCAAUCAUCCACUCCUGGUGAAGAUCAAGGCUCAGACGGUAGACCGAGCCAAAUACAUCAUGAAGCGACUGACUAAGGAGAACGUGAAGCCCUCAGGAAGGCAGAUCGGAAAGUUAAGCCACAGUAACCCCACCAUUCUCUUUGAUUAUAUUCUGUCUCAGAUCCAGUGGUACGAUAACCUCAUAACUCCAGUGGUGGACUCUCUCAAAUACCUCACCUCUCUCAACUAUGAUGUGCUGGCCUAUUGCAUUAUUGAAGCUUUAGCCAACCCAGAGAAAGAGAAGAUGAAACACGAUGACACCACCAUUUCAUCAUGGCUGCAGAGUCUCGCUAGUCUUUGCGGAGCGGUUUUCAGGAAAUAUCCCAUCGAGUUAGCUGGUCUUCUGCAGUAUGUGACCAACCAGCUGAAAGCAGGCAAGAGUUUUGACCUGCUGAUCCUGAAGGAGGUGGUGCAGAAGAUGGCCGGAAUUGAGAUCACGGAUGAAAUGACUGUGGAGCAGCUGGAGGCCAUGACAGGCGGAGAACAGCUCAAAGCGGAGGGUGGCUACUUUGGACAGAUCAGGAACACUAAGAAGUCGUCUCAGCGUCUGAAGGAUGCUCUUCUGGACCACGAGCUGGCUUUACCGCUGUGUCUCCUGAUGGCCCAGCAGAGGAACGGUGUGGUCUUCUCUGAGGGCGGGGAGAAGCAUCUCAAACUCGUGGGGAAGCUUUAUGAUCAGUGUCACGACACUCUUGUACAGUUUGGUGGCUUCUUGGCGUCUAACCUCAGCACAGAAGACUACAUCAAAAGGGUGCCGUCAGUCGAUGUCCUCUGCAACCAGUUCCACACGCCACACGAUGCUGCUUUCUUCCUGUCUCGGCCCAUGUAUGCCCAUCAGAUUCUGUCCAAGUAUGACGAAUUGAAGAAGGCAGAGAAGGGCAACAGGCAGCAGCAGAAGGUCCAUAAGUACAUCGCAGCCUGCGAGCAGAUCAUGGCUCCUGUGCACGAGGCUGUCGUGUCUCUUCACUUGCCCAGAGUGUGGGAUGACCUUCGACCUCAGUUCUACGCCACCUUCUGGUCCCUCACCAUGUACGACCUGGCGGUACCACACAACGCCUACGACCGCGAGGUCAACAAACUGAAGAUGCAGAUCAAGGCUAUCGAUGAAAACACGGAGAUGCCUCUGAACAAAAAGAAGAAAGAGAAGGAACGCUGCACAGCGCUGCAGGACAAGCUGCAGGAAGAGGAGAAGAAACAGCUGGAGCAUGUGCAGAGAGUCCUGCACCGUCUCAAACUGGAGAAAGACAACUGGUUACUCGCCAAAUCCACUAAGAAUGAAACCAUCACUAAGUUCCUGCAGCUCUGCAUCUUCCCCCGCUGCGUCUUCUCAGCCAUUGAUGCCGUUUACUGCGCUCGCUUCGUGGAGCUGGUGCACCAGCAGAAGACGCCCAACUUCUGCACCCUGCUCUGCUACGACCGAGUGUUCUCUGAUAUCAUCUACACGGUAGCGAGCUGCACAGAGAACGAGUCGCGCCGCUACGGCCGCUUUCUGUGCUGCAUGCUGGAGACUGUGACUCGAUGGCACAGCGACAGAGCCAUCUAUGAGAAGGAAUGUGGCAAUUAUCCUGGGUUCCUGACUAUUUUCCGAGCCAGCGGUUUCGACGGAGGGAACAAAGCAGAUCAGCUGGACUAUGAGAAUUUCCGGCAUGUUGUUCACAAAUGGCAUUACAAGUUGACUAAAGCGUCAGUUCACUGUCUGGAGACGGGCGAGUACACCCACAUCCGCAACAUCCUGAUCGUGCUCACCAAGAUCCUACCCUGGUACCCCAAGGUGCUGAACCUGGGCCAGGCUCUGGAGUGCCGCGUUCACAAGAUCUGCCAGGAAGAGAAAGAGAAGAGGCCCGAUCUCUAUGCGUUAGCCAUGGGCUACUCUGGCCAAUUGAAAGGCAGGAAAGUGCACAUGGUGCCAGAAAAUGAGUUCCACCAAAAGGAGCAGCCAGUGCGCAGCGCCACGCCUGGCACUCUGCAGAACGGACCGGGUAACACGGGCAAGCCUGCCGCCGCUGCCAGCGCUGGCAAAGCCGAGGAGGGCGCCGUCGAGGACUCAGAUAAAUCCAAGGACAAAUCUCAGGCGGCUCAGAAAACUGCCAGCAAAAACAGCACCGCAGCCAGUAAAGUGAGCAGCAGCAACGGAAGCAGCACGCCGAACAGCACUAAAGGGAGCAAAGAGAAGGACGAUAAAGAGAAGACCACAAAGGAGAAAAAGGAGAAGAAAGAAAAGAACCCAGGAAGCACUCCAGAGGCCAAGGCAGGAGGGAAGGACAAACAGAAGGAGGAGAAGCCCACUGACAGCAAGGAGAAGACGCCCAAGGCCGACAAGGACAAGAGGAAGGAUGACAAGAAGGAAGAGAAGAGCAAGAUUGAUGGGAAAUCCGCCGAAAAAGAGUGGUCCAAGGAACGCGACGUGUCCAACGACAGCAAGACUAAGGAAGGCAGCAAAGUGGAGAAGAAUGCUGGGGCCGGAAGCAUGAAGUCCCUCGUGCCCAGAUCCGAAGGAGCCGAGUCUGAACGGGCAGAGCAAAAAAGACGAAAGCUUGACACGCACUCGUCACCGUCGCACUGCUCUGCAGUUAAGGACAAUCUCAACGACUUCAAGGACUCAGCUUCAAAGCACCAUCCUAACCACAGCACAGUCCUGCCCAAGAGCAAAGAGAAGGACGACGAGAAGAAAGAGUCUGACAAAUCCAGGGACCGUUCCAAAGAGAGGGAGAAGAAAGAAGACCGGAAGGACCGGAAACGAGUUAGUGGCUCCGUCCCUGACGCUGUUAAAGGAUUUGGGCACUUGGACUACUCAAACAGCGACCGCGAGAUGAGCCAGGAAGCCAAGCGCCGCAAAGAUGAAAAUGGAAUGAGCUCCUCCAAACACAGCAAGAGCGCCAGCCCCUCCGAAUCGCCCCACUCCAAUGACAAGGACAACAGCAAACGCUCCAAGUCCACCAGCAAGGACAAGAGCGAUCUGGCCAAACCGGAGAAGACCUCUGGAGGCAAAAAGGAGUCCAGGCACGACAAAGAGAAAUCCGAAAAGAAGAGAGACAGCACUGGCGCUAAAGAAGAGAAGAAACAUCAUAAAUCAUCAGAAAAGCACAGAUAAUCCAUGCUGACACUCGAGAAGUUUCCCUGAGUGGCACUGGCUGCAGUAGUUCCUGCAGGAUUCAUCAGCCCAGCUUUCUCAUCCAUGUCAGCAUCUUAAUUCACCGUCUGGAAAGAGGACUCCCUCGCACACUUAGGAAUCUUGCCUGUAUCCAAACUCCUGUUGUUUUGCCUAGAAAUGUUGUCGUUUGUAUUUUAAUCUGCCAUUUUUAUUGUGAUAUUUUCAGUGCUUCACUGAAAGUUUGUUUCCUUUAAUAUUUAGCACAAUGUGCUGCUUGCAUCACAAACAGAUUCAGGUUGAAUUGGUGUCGCUCUCAAAUGCUUACGUUUUUAUGACCUCGCGUAUUAGUUUCUUUUCUGUUUUCUUCUUUCUUUUCUUUUUCUUUUUUUUUUUUAAGUAAAAAAGAAAGCUCUGGUUUCCUGAAUACUACCUUUUUUCCUUUUUUAAAUUCACAUGUGACAUUUAGACUAGGUGUUUGAAGCCGUACAAAUGCUCUAUUUGUAUAUUAUGUACACAGAAAUAAAAUGGUUCCAUGUAA